Messenger RNA from Eutrema salsugineum, 1591 nucleotides. RefSeq names its product alanine--glyoxylate aminotransferase 2 homolog 2, mitochondrial. The record is from RefSeq and is a predicted model, not a curated record. NCBI's taxonomy places the organism in Eukaryota, Viridiplantae, Streptophyta, Magnoliopsida, Brassicales, Brassicaceae. Gene Ontology annotation, molecular function: transaminase activity; pyridoxal phosphate binding. The coding region runs from base 1 to 1437 and encodes 478 amino acids. The transcript has 9 exons. Gene Ontology annotation, cellular component: mitochondrion.
AUGCAGAGAUUCACGGCCAAAAGAUCAGUGCGUAACAUUUCCGGUUCCCUUUGGCGACGAUGCAUCUCAUCGACGUCUCAGGCGACGGCGGCAGCUCCCGCCAAGGAUUCCGACGAAUUUCUGGCGAGGCUUCCGCCGUUCGAUUACACUCCUCCGCCGUAUACAGGCCCCUCCUCCGAUGUCAUCCUUAACAAGAGGAAGGAGUUUCUUAGCCCUUCCAUGCCCUGCCUCUAUCGAAAGCCGUUGAACAUUGUGGAUGGGAAGAUGCAGUAUCUGUUCGACGAGAGUGGUCGGAGAUACUUAGAUGCUUUUGCCGGAAUCGCAGUUGUGAACUGUGGACAUUGCCACCCAGGUGUGGUUGAGCCAGUCAUCAACCAAAUCAAGCGACUCCAGCAUCCUACCGUUCUUUACCUUAAUCAUGCCAUUGCUGAUUUCUCCGAGGCCCUCGCUUCUAAACUCCCUGGUGACCUCAAGGUGGUGUUCUUCACAAACUCAGGGACGGAGGCUAAUGAAUUGGCACUCAUGAUGGCUAAACUAUACACUGGAUGUCAAGACAUUGUGUCCAUUAGAAACGGGUAUCACGGGAAUGCAGCUGGAACAAUGGGGGCUACUGCUCAAAGCAUGUGGAAAUUCAACGUUGUUCAGACUGGUACACACCACGCUUUAAACCCAGAUCCUUACAGAGGUGUGUUUGGUUCUGAUGGAGAGAAGUAUGCAAGAGAUGUGCAAGAUCUCAUACAAUAUGGCACCACCGGACACAUUGCUGGUUUUAUCUGUGAAGCUAUACAGGGAGUUGGAGGGAUCGUGGAGCUAGCCCCGGGCUAUUUGUCAGCGGCUUACGAUAUUGUGAAGAAAGCUGGAGGAUUGUUCAUUGCGGAUGAAGUUCAGUCUGGAUUUGCUCGCACCGGCAAUUUCUGGGGAUUUGAGGCCCACAAUGUUGUCCCUGACAUAGUUACCAUGGCAAAGGGAAUUGGGAAUGGGUUUCCUUUGGGAGCUGUUGUGACAACUCCGGAGAUAGCAGGAGUGUUGACUCGACGAUGCUACUUCAAUACCUUUGGUGGAAAUGCUGUGUCUACCACAGCUGGUCUUGCCGUUCUGAAUGUUAUUGAGAAAGAGAAGCUUCAGGAAAAUGCAUCGAUGGUCGGAUCUUAUCUCAAAGGAAAACUCAACCAGCUGAAAGAGAAACACGAAAUUAUCGGGGAUGUACGGGGAAGAGGACUGAUGCUUGGAGUAGAGCUGGUGAGUGAUCGCAAGCUUAAGACUCCUGCAAGCGCCGAGACUCUGCACAUCAUGGAUCAAAUGAAAGAGUUGGGUGUGUUGGUUGGUAAAGGAGGCUACUUUGGAAACGUCUUUAGAAUCACACCACCUCUCUGCUUCACCAAGGACGACGCAGAUUUUCUCGUGGAAGCGAUGGACCACUCAAUGUCGAAGAUGUGAAGAAAGUGUAAUAAACAUUAUAUAAGUUGCGGUAAAUUAUGCUUGUAAUCUUGCUUCGAACAACCAAAAUGUUUGAUGAGCCAACAUCUCGUUGCUUCUCAAUCACUAUGUUUUCAUAAUGUUAAAGCCUUUUCUUUCCCUUCUACGCGUCCAA